AUGCCCUCAAUACCUUCCAAGGCCAUCACAUGGCUCUUUUCCAUACUCUUGGUGAACGUGGCAUCAGCAGCCCUCAACGCCGCGGAUUACUAUGUCCACUCAUUACCGGGUGCUCCGGAUGGGCCCUUUCUGAAGAUGCACGCAGGACACAUCGAAGUGAACCCCGAAACCAACGGAAAUCUGUUCUUCUGGCAUUUCCAGAACCGACACAUCGCCAACCGACAACGGACCGUGAUCUGGCUGAAUGGCGGCCCCGGAUGCAGCUCGAUGGACGGUGCCUUGAUGGAAGUUGGUCCUUAUCGUCUCAAGAACGACCAUGAACUGGAAUACAACCCUGGCCGCUGGGAUGAGUUUGCGAAUAUGUUGUUUGUCGAUAAUCCGGUCGGGACGGGCUUCAGCUAUGUGAGCACGGAUAGCUAUCUCCACGAGCUGGACGAGAUGGCUGCUCAAUUCAUCGUCUUCAUGGAGAAGUUCUUUGAGAUGCUCCCCGAAUUCGAGCUCGACGAUCUCUAUUUCGCGGGUGAAUCAUACGCCGGUCAAUAUAUUCCGUACAUCGCAAAGGCCAUCCAGGAGCGCAACAAGGCGGUCGCAGCGGAUGGAGGCCGCCAAUGGCCUCUGAAGGGUUUGCUCAUUGGCAACGGGUGGAUCUCUCCUGCGGAUCAGUAUCCCUCGACAAUGACUUUCCUCGAGAGAGAAGGUCUCACCAAGGAAGGGACGCCCCUCCACCGUAACCUGAACGCUCUCAACGAGGUCUGCCUGUCUAAGCUGGAAACGCCUGGCGGGAAGAACAAGAUCAACCUGUCUUCAUGCGACUUUGUCCUCCAAUCAUACCUCCAACUGACCAUCGAAGACAAGAAGUGUCUGAACCAGUACGAUAUCCGCUUGAAGGAAGACCUUUCUUGCGGCAUGAGCUGGCCUCCCGAUCUGAAGGAUAUCGAGCCAUAUCUCGGCCGAGCAGAUGUCAUCAAAGCCUUGAACAUCAACCCGGCCAAGAAGACGGCAUGGGAGGAAUGCAACGGAAGGACCGGACAGGCUUUCUCAGCCGAGAAAUCCGUCCCAUCUGUCAAGCUUCUCCCCGAACUCAUCGAGUCGGGUAUCAACAUCCUCCUGUUCAGCGGUGACAAGGACCUCAUCUGCAACCAUAUCGGUACAGAAACCCUCAUCCACAACAUGAAGUGGAAAGGCGGCACCGGCUUCGAGACAAGCCCCGGUGUUUGGGCCCCGCGCCACGACUGGUCUUUCGAAGGCGAGCCCGCUGGUAUCUACCAAUACGCUCGAAACUUGACUUACGUCCUCUUCUACAACUCCAGCCACAUGGUUCCAUUCGACAUGCCGCGCCAGAGUCGCGAUAUGCUCGAUCGCUUUAUGAAGGUCGAUAUCGGUAGUAUCGGUGGUAAGCCCACGGAUUCCCGUAUCGACGGCGAAAAGCUUCCUCAGACUUCGGUUGGCGGACAGGCGAAUAGUACGGCUGCGGAGAAGCAUGAGAAGGAGAAGCUUAAGGCGACGGAGAUGCACGCAUAUACGAAGUCUGGCGAAGCCAUUCUCGUCAUUGUCAUUAUCGGUGUUACUAUCUGGGGCUUCUUUAUUUGGCGCAGUCGGCGCGCGAACAAGGGGUAUCGCGGUGUCAAGGAUGAUGUUGCUGAUAGUUCGCUCUUGAACCGGUUUGCUAAACGCUCUGGAAGAGAUGUCGAGGCCAAUGACUUUGAUGAGUCUGAGCUUGAUAAUCUCCAUUCUCCCGAUGUUGAUCAUUACGCUGUUGGAGAUGAUGCUAGCGAUGAUGAACACGAGCACGGACAUGAGCGCGGUACUAGGUGA
Messenger RNA from Penicillium brevicompactum, 1815 nucleotides. It is a transcript of the gene kexA, whose product is annotated as serine-type carboxypeptidase kexA. The transcript has 3 exons. Gene Ontology annotation, molecular function: serine-type carboxypeptidase activity. Gene Ontology annotation, cellular component: trans-Golgi network. The record is from RefSeq and is a predicted model, not a curated record. The coding region runs from base 1 to 1815 and encodes 604 amino acids. Lineage: Eukaryota; Fungi; Ascomycota; Eurotiomycetes; Eurotiales; Aspergillaceae. Gene Ontology annotation, biological process: apoptotic process; proteolysis.